AUGGCUGGGAUAUACAGCUCUACUCUGAAGACCCUGGAGGAUUUAACUUUGGACUCUGGUUAUGGGGCAGGGGAUUCCUGCAGGUCCCUUAGUCUCUCUUCUUCCAAGUCCAACUCCCAAGCCUUCACCUCUUCUCAGCACAGAGGCAACUGGUGGUACUACUCGGGCUCCAUGAACAGUAGGAACAACAGCUGGGAUACCGUGAACACUGUUUUGCCGGAAGACCCCGAGGUUGCAGAUAUCUUUUCCAAGUGUCCUAAGCUGCCGGAUCUAGAGGAAUACCCUUGGACUGAUGAAGACAUUGGAAAAAUACUCAGAAAAGGGAAGGGAGAUGGCAAUACCAGAACCUUUUCUCAGGAAGCUGUCAGGCGACUCUCGCAGUUGCUGAGGCGCGCCUUGAUCAGGGUCUCCAGGGAAGCUCAGCGUCUCAGCGUGAUGCACUCCAAGUGCACCAGGUUUGAGGUGCAGAGCGCUAUCAAGCUCAUCCAGAGCUGGUCGUUGUCAGAAAGCUGUGUCUUGGCGACUGUCAAGGCUCUCUCUCUGUACAGCAUGAGUGCUGGUGAUGGACUGAGGAAAGGUAAAUCAGCUAGAUGCGGCCUCACCUUUUCAGUGGGGAGGUUUUUCAGGUGGAUGGUGGACACUAGGAUCUCGGUGAGGAUCCAUGAGUAUGCAGCCAUCUCUUUAACCGCUUGCAUGGAAAACCUUGUAGAGGAGAUUAAGGCUAGGGUUUUGGCUAGUCAGAGCCCGGAUGGUGGAGGAGGGGAGAUCUCAGCUGAAAUCCUGGAGAUGGUUAUCAACAAUGAUGCUGAACUUUGGGGAGUGCUGCAACCUUAUGAGCAUCUCAUCUGUGGGAAAAAUGCUAAUGGUGUGCUGUCCCUGCCUGCCUACUUCAGCCCGUACAACGAUGGCUCUGUGUGCAGCGAUGGACGGGCCGAUGCUUACGCCCAGCUGGAACUCCGAACUUUAGAGCAGUCUCUGCUGGCAACUUGUGUUGGAAGCAUCUCUGAGCUGAGUGAUUUGGUUUCACGAGCAAUGCACCACAUGCAGUGCUUGAACACCAUCCGCCCAGGAAUGAGCCCCAUUCGGCAAACCCGGCAGCAGCAGCCCAUCUCCUGGUCCCCUGAUGCUCUCCACACCCUCUACUACUUCCUGCGCUGUCCUCAAAUGGAGUCCAUGGAGAACCCCAACCUUGACCCUCCAAGAAUGACCCUGAACAAUGAACGACCCUUCAUGCUUCUGCCGCCGCUGAUGGAGUGGAUGAGAGUGGCUAUCACCUACGCUGAGCACCGGCGCAGUUUAACUGUGGACAGUGACGAUAUCAGGCAGACGGCCAGACUGCUCUUACCUGGACUGGACUGUGAGCCCCGGCAGCUAAAACCUGAAUGCUGCUUUAGUUCCUUCCGGAGACUGGAUGCUAAGGCUGCUACUGAAAAAUUCCAGCAGGAUCUGGGUUUCCGAAUGCUAAACUGUGGAAGGACAGAUCUGAUCAACCAAGCAAUCGAUGCACUGGGACCUGACGGGGUUAACACUAUGGACGAUCAGGGUAUGACCCCACUAAUGUAUGCCUGUGCUGCUGGAGAUGAAGCCAUGGUCCAAAUGCUUAUAGAUGCGGGAGCAAAUUUAGAUAUACCAGUUCCCAGUACCUCUCCACGAUACCCUUCAGUCCACCCUGACAGCCGGCACUGGACCGCUCUUACCUUUGCUGUCCUACAUGGGCACAUCUCUGUUGUUCAGCUGCUCUUGGAUGCUGGUGCCCACGUUGAGGGCUCUGCCGUGAACAGUGGAGAGGACAACUACGCCGAGACGCCGCUUCAGCUGGCUUCAGCCGCAGGGAACUAUGAGUUGGUCAGCUUAUUGCUAAGUCGGGGUGCUGAUCCACUUCUGAGUAUGUUGGAAGUCAAUGGUAUGUCUUCAUCGCUUCACGAAGAUAUGAAUUGCUUCAGUCACUCAGCUGCACACGGGCACAGGAACGUUCUGCGCAAGCUCCUGACCCAGCCCCAGCAACUGAAGGGAGAUGUCCUCUCACUGGAGGAGAUUUUAGCUGAGGGAGUGGAGAGCGACACCUCCAGCCAGGGCAGCUCCAGCGAGGGGCAAGUCAGGCUGUGUAAAACAAGAAUGAAGGCUCUGCAGGAGGCCAUGUAUUACAGCGCUGAGCACGGCUACGUGGACAUCACCAUGGAGCUCAGGGCACUCGGAGUCCCAUGGAAACUCCACGUGUGGAUCGAGUCACUACGGACAACCUUCUACCAGUCUCGUUACUCAGUCGUACAGACCCUCUUACGGGAAUUUGUCACCAUUAAAGAAGAGGACUAUAAUGAAGAACUGGUUAAUGAAGGGUUGCAGCUCAUGUUCGAUAUCCUCAAAACCAGCAAAAAUGACUCUAUCAAUCAGCAGCUUGCAUCCAUCUUCACCCACUGCUACGGCAGCAGCCCGAUACCCAGCAUUCCUGAAAUCCGGAAGACACUCCCAGCUCGGCUAGAUCCUCACUUCCUAAACAAUAAAGAAAUGUCUGACGUAACUUUCUUAGUAGAAGGAAAGCUAUUUUAUGCACACAAAGUCCUGCUGGUUACUGCAUCUAACAGGUUUAAGACGCUAAUGACCAAUAAAACAGAACAUGACAGCCACGGCAGCAAGACUGUUGAAAUCAGUGAUAUGAAAUACAAUAUUUUCAAGAUGCUGAUGCAGUAUUUAUACUAUGGAGGAACCGAAUCUAUGGAAAUUCCCACCACUGAUAUCUUAGAGCUGUUGUCGGCUGCCAGCCUGUUUCAACUGGACGGCCUCCAGAGACACUGCGAAAUCCUCUGUGCCCAGACGAUCAGCUUGGAGAACUCUGUUAACAUCUAUAAAUAUGCAAAGAUUCACAACGCGCCUGAGCUAGCCUCUUUUUGUGAAGGCUUCUUCCUCAAACACAUGAGCUCUCUUCUAGAGCAGGACUCAUUCAAACAGCUGAUCUACAGCCGGAACAGCAAAGUGCAAGGCCUGGACCCUCUGCGGGACUUGCAGACAGCCCUGGCCGGCCGCCUGCACUCUGUGUACGUCACCUCCAGGGUGUGA
Messenger RNA from Charadrius vociferus (killdeer), 3054 nucleotides. It is a transcript of the gene ABTB2, whose product is annotated as ankyrin repeat and BTB (POZ) domain containing 2. The record is from RefSeq and is a predicted model, not a curated record. Gene Ontology annotation, molecular function: protein heterodimerization activity. The transcript is spliced from 17 exons. Lineage: Eukaryota; Metazoa; Chordata; Aves; Charadriiformes; Charadriidae. The coding region runs from base 1 to 3054 and encodes 1017 amino acids.